This is a messenger RNA of Mandrillus leucophaeus (drill), 1764 nucleotides long. It is a transcript of the gene ZNF471, whose product is annotated as zinc finger protein 471. Bases 61 to 1764 code for a protein of 567 amino acids. The transcript has 4 exons. Gene Ontology annotation, biological process: regulation of transcription by RNA polymerase II. The record is from RefSeq and is a predicted model, not a curated record. NCBI's taxonomy places the organism in Eukaryota, Metazoa, Chordata, Mammalia, Primates, Cercopithecidae. Gene Ontology annotation, molecular function: RNA polymerase II cis-regulatory region sequence-specific DNA binding; DNA-binding transcription factor activity, RNA polymerase II-specific. Gene Ontology annotation, cellular component: PcG protein complex; transcription regulator complex.
CAGGACUUAGUGACAUUCAAGGAUGUGGCAAUAGAUUUUUCCCAGGAAGAAUGGCAAUGGAUGAACCCUGCUCAGAAGCAUUUAUACAGGAGUAUGAUGUUGGAGAACUAUCAGAGCCUGGUAUCACUUGGUCUUUGCAUUUCUAAGCCAUGUGUGAUCUCCUUAUUGGAGCAAGGGAGAGAGCCUUGGGAGAUGACAAGUGAGAUGACAAGAAGCCCCUUCUCAGAUUGGGAAUCUAUAUAUGAGACACAGGAAUUACCUCUGAAGCAGUUCAUGUAUGAUGAUGCAUGCAUGGAGGGAAUUACAAGCUAUGGACUUGAGUGUUCCACUUUUGAAGAAAACUGGAAAUGGGAAGACCUUUUUGAGAAGCAGAUGGGAAGUCACAAUAUUUUUAGCAAGAAAGAAACAAUCACUCAUAAAGAAACCCUCACUAAGGAAACAGAAUUCAAAUAUACUAAAUAUGGGAAAUGUAUCCAUCUGGAAAACAUAGAAGAGAAUAUUUAUAAUCACACAUCAGAUAAAAAAAGCUUCUCCAAAAAUUCUAUGGUAAUAAAACACAAGAAAGUCUAUGUAGGAAAGAAGCUUUUUAAAUGUAAUGAAUGUGACAAAACCUUCACCCAUAGCUCAUCCCUUACUGUUCAUUUUAGAAUUCAUACUGGUGAAAAACCAUAUGAAUGUGAGGAAUGUGGAAAAGCCUUCAAGCAAAGGCAACACCUUGCUCAACAUCACAGAACACAUACUGGAGAGAAACUCUUUGAAUGUAAAGAAUGUAGGAAAGCCUUCAAACAAAGUGAACACCUUAUUCAACAUCAAAGAAUUCAUACUGGAGAAAAGCCAUAUAAAUGUAAGGAAUGUAGAAAAGCCUUCAGACAGCCUGCACACCUUGCUCAGCAUCAGAGAAUUCAUACUGGAGAGAAACCCUAUGAAUGUAAAGAAUGUGGCAAAGCCUUCAGUGAUGGCUCAUCUUUUGCUCGCCAUCAGAGAUGUCACACUGGGAAAAGACCCUAUGAAUGUAUUGAGUGUGGGAAGGCUUUUAGUGUUCACAUAGGACUUAUUCUGCAUAGGCGAAUUCAUACAGGAGAGAAACCUUACAAAUGUGAUGUGUGUGGAAAAACCUUCAGCUCUGGUUCAUCCCGUACUGUACAUCAGAGAAUUCACACAGGAGAGAAACCUUAUGAAUGUGAUAUAUGUGGGAAAGAUUUUAGCCAUCAUGCAUCACUCACUCAGCAUCAAAGAGUACAUUCUGGAGAGAAACCUUAUGAAUGCAAGGAAUGUGGGAAAGCCUUUAGGCAGAAUGUACACCUUGUUAGUCAUUUGAGAAUUCAUACUGGUGAAAAACCCUAUGAAUGUAAAGAAUGUGGAAAAGCUUUUAGAAUCAGUUCGCAGCUGGCUACUCAUCAGAGAAUUCAUACUGGAGAGAAGCCUUAUGAAUGUAUUGAAUGUGGAAAUGCUUUCAAACAGAGAUCACACCUUGCCCAACAUCAGAAAACUCAUACAGGAGAGAAACCUUAUGAGUGUAAUGAAUGCGGGAAAGCCUUCAGCCAAACUUCCAAUCUUACUCAACAUCAAAGAAUUCAUACUGGAGAGAAACCCUAUAAAUGUACUGAAUGUGGAAAGGCUUUUAGUGAUAGCUCAUCCUGUGCUCAACAUCAAAGACUCCACACUGGCCAAAGGCCCUAUCAGUGUUUUAAAUGUGGGAAGGCAUUCAGAAGAAAGUUAUCCUUAAUUUAUCAUCAAAGAGGUCAUACUGGAGAAGAACCUUAA